Messenger RNA from Drosophila hydei, 1405 nucleotides. It is a transcript of the gene MAPk-Ak2, whose product is annotated as MAP kinase-activated protein kinase 2. The coding region runs from base 183 to 1250 and encodes 355 amino acids. The transcript has 5 exons. Gene Ontology annotation, biological process: peptidyl-serine phosphorylation; intracellular signal transduction; protein autophosphorylation. Gene Ontology annotation, cellular component: cytoplasm; nucleus. Gene Ontology annotation, molecular function: calmodulin binding; calcium/calmodulin-dependent protein kinase activity; mitogen-activated protein kinase binding. NCBI's taxonomy places the organism in Eukaryota, Metazoa, Arthropoda, Insecta, Diptera, Drosophilidae. The record is from RefSeq and is a predicted model, not a curated record.
AAUUCCAGUUCCAAUUCCAAUUAUUUGAAGUUCGGUUUUGUUCCGAGAGUUUCGCAACUUCUACCGAAAACAAAUUCAUCUCUUUGAAUCGAAUUUUUUGUUUGCGUUAACAAGUUGUUGCGCCCACGUAGCAACAACACAAAGGAGCAUCAUUUGUUUAUUUGCUAAGCCCGACUUUUAAGAUGCUUUCGCUGCAGAAUCAACGGCAACCAAAGACGACGCCUUUGGUGGACGACUACGAAAUAUCGGACACGGUGCUCGGUCUGGGCAUCAAUGGGAAAGUGGUGCAGUGCACCAACCGUCGCACCAAACAGAAUUAUGCACUCAAAGUGCUGCUGGACAACGAGAAGGCGCGCCGCGAAGUCGACCUGCACUGGCGGGCCAGCGGCUGCAAGCACAUUGUCAACAUCAUCGAUGUCUACGAGAAUACGUAUAGCGGUCGCAAGUGUCUGCUGGUCGUGAUGGAAUGCAUGGAGGGCGGCGAGCUGUUCCAGCGCAUCCAGGACAAGGCGGACAGCUCGUUCACGGAACGGGAAGCGGCGCACAUCAUGCGCGAGAUCUGCGAAGCGAUCUACUAUCUGCACAGCCGAGACAUAGCGCAUCGCGACCUGAAGCCGGAGAACUUGCUAUACACGACAAAGCAGCCGAACGCGAUACUGAAGCUGACGGACUUCGGCUUCGCCAAGGAGACCUUCACCAAUGACACACUGCAGACGCCCUGCUAUACGCCGUACUAUGUGGCGCCGGAGGUGCUCGGCCCGCAGAAGUAUGACAAGAGCUGCGACAUCUGGUCGCUGGGCGUGGUCAUGUAUAUCAUAAUGUGCGGCUUUCCACCGUUCUACAGCAUCAACGGGCUGUCGAUAUCGCCGGGUAUGAAGAAGCGCAUACGCUCGGGCCAAUAUGACUUUCCCGAUCCCGAAUGGACGCACGUCAGUCAGGCGGCCAAGGAUCUGAUCAAGGGCAUGCUCAAUGUCGAUCCCAGCAAGCGUUUGCGCAUCGAGGAUGUGCUGCGCAACAAGUGGAUAGCCCAGUACGACGCCGUCCCCCAGACGCCGCUGUGCACCGGACGCAUGCUCAAGGAGGGCGAAGAAACCUGGCCGGAGGUGCAGGAGGAGAUGACACGUUCGCUGGCCACCAUGCGCGUCGACUACGAUCAAAUGCAAAUCAAGGCGCUGGACAAGUCCAACAAUCCCUUGCUGACGAAGCGCAGGAAAAAGAUUGAGGAAAUCUAUGCGGAGCACAACAAAUAGAUUUAGCGGCCGCUGCCAGCGUGAACAAAACCAGGCCAAAACCCUUUACCCCCUCUAACACACACGCACACACACAAUUCUGUGUGUGGGUGUGCGCCUGUGUGUGCAUAAAGAAGAGAUAGAUUAUAAUAGGAUUUAUAUGCCACAUUUGGCGU